Messenger RNA from Elgaria multicarinata webbii, 1798 nucleotides. It is a transcript of the gene SLC51A, whose product is annotated as solute carrier family 51 member A. NCBI's taxonomy places the organism in Eukaryota, Metazoa, Chordata, Lepidosauria, Squamata, Anguidae. The coding region runs from base 16 to 1248 and encodes 410 amino acids. Gene Ontology annotation, biological process: bile acid and bile salt transport. The record is from RefSeq and is a predicted model, not a curated record. Gene Ontology annotation, molecular function: transporter activity. Gene Ontology annotation, cellular component: plasma membrane; endoplasmic reticulum membrane. The transcript is spliced from 9 exons.
CGGGGCAGCCUUUGGAUGAAGGGAAAGGAUGGGAGAGAAGGCGAGGGCUGGUUCAAAGCGAAUGAGCCAAAACGCGGUGGACUCGGAGACCCUCCCACGGGCAGCAGUGCACCGGAGGACUCUGACCCGGCAUGGCAAACACUGCCGGAGAAGAGGCCGUCAUCAGAAGAACGCUGCUCCUCGAGUGAUCAGGGAUUGGGGGAAGCUGUCCAGAACGGAGGAAUCAUGGACCCCUUGGAAGAUCUGGUGCAAGACCUCAGGUUCCCCCCUGAAGUGAUCCGUCUGCUGAUUUACAAUUUCAGCAUCCCAGUCGCCUGCUUCUCCCAACCGCCAACCGCGCUGCAACUACUGCGUCAGCAGAGCUCAGUGGACCUCGCCGUCACAGGCAUGGUGACCUUCCUGACGCUGUUGUCCAUCGUCAUCUUUGUGGAAGAUGCCCUGUAUCUCUCCAAGAAGGUCCGCUGCUUCGUCAAGAUGAAGACCCUCAUCUGGAGUAGCUCAGCACCCACUGUAGUCUCGAUAUUCUGCCUUUCGGGGCUCUGGGUCCCGCGCGCCAUGCCGGUGGUGGAGAUGGCCAUUGCCUCGUACUUUGGCGUCUGCUUCUACCUGACCAUGCUGGUGAUGGUGGAAGGCUUUGGGGGCACGGCGGCCGUGCUCAAGGCCUUGAAGGAUACCCCCGUGAACAUCAACACCGGGCCGUGCUGCUGCUGCUGCCCCUGCUGUCCUCCCAUCACAAUGAGCAAACAAAAACUUAGGCUCAUGCUGUUGGGCACGUUCCAGUACGCUUUCCUCAGGGUGGCCUGUGCCUUCCUUGGGCUCGUUUUGACCACAGAAGGCCUGUAUAACACGGCGGAUAUCUCGGCCACCAGUGUGGCUCUUUGGAUAAACACCUUCCUCGGAGUGUCCACCAUAUUUGGCCUGUGGGCGCUGGCGGUCCUGUUCCGCCAAGCCAGGACGCAUCUGGCCGAACAGAACUUGGGGGGCAAGUUUGCUUGCUUUCAGGUCCUCCUCAUCCUGACCGCGUUGCAGCCGUCCAUCUUCAGCAUCCUGGGCAAUGGUGGCCAGAUCCCCUGCUCCCCGCCGCUUUCCUCUCGGGCGCGGUCUCAGCAGAUGCACGCGCAGCUGCUGAUCUUGGAGACCUUCAUCAUGGCAGUGCUGUCAAGGAUGUAUUACAGGAAGCCAGAUGACAAGGCAGGCUGCUGUCUGGAUGGAUCGCCAGAGAACAAGACAGAGAUCAUCGAACACUAAAGCCGGACGCAGCAGGGCCACUGACCAAGAGACCUUCCAAAGCUGGCAGGAUCACGGGAAGCAUAGGACGCUCGUUCUUAAAUCUCAAGCUUGAAAAGACAGCAGCCAUUUCCUGGAGGUCAUUUUCAGCUCGCUGGAGAGUGUGGAAAGACCCAGGCUUCAAGUCGAUUCACGGCCGGCACGUUACAUGGACAUGCUAAAUUAACCAGGGCUUUAUAUGAUGACAGGGAUGUGGGCACCUAUUAUUAAAGUGCCCAAGGUUUCAUAACAAGGAUAGGCAGCCUGGGGUGUCCGUCGGAUGUUAUGGACUGCACGUCCUAUCAUUCCCGACCCUUAGCCAUGCUGGCUGGGACAGAUGGGAGUUGUAGUCCAAAACCUCGGGGGGUGGGGUGAGUCUAUCGCUGCUUUCUAGGUCGUAGGUGUCAUUGGGAUGAGAGAACUCCAUGGGUGAGAGGUCUCAGGGGUUACUCUGCUCAAUGGCUGCAUCUGUUAUUUCCAUGGUCAGACGGAAACCGCGUUGUAUAAAUAAAUACAAAUUUAGAAGCCUGCA